GUUCCUCGGCGAGUUUGCUCUUACGUCAGCGUGAAUCGUGACAGGUAACUCGCGUUCAUUUCACCUGGGACGCAGUGAUCGUGUCCGGCAGCAGCUUCGCCUUGUCGCCGAUCUGUCACGCUUCGCUCUAACCUACGUGCGCGUAAGUUCUAUAGAAAGGAACAGCACCACUCCGUGAAACCAUGCCGCAAGACGUCGGAACCGAAGGCGACAACGCCGCUCAGUCUGGAGAACCUGUUCAAAAGAGCGCUGUGCAACUCAAGAAAGAAGCCAAGAAGAAAGAGAAGCUGGAAAAAUUCAAGCAGAAGCAGGAGAAGAUGCAGACUGUUCAGCCCAAAGCCGACAAAAAACCCAAAGAGAAAAAGGAAAAGGAGGUUAUCACAUAUGACAAGCCAACUGCGCCUGGAGAAAAGAAAGACACAUCGGGUCCGAUGCCAGAUGCAUACAGCCCACGGUAUGUGGAGGCCGCGUGGUAUGCUUGGUGGGAGAAGAGCCAGUUCUUCAAGCCUGAAUAUGGGGGAAGAGACAUCUUGGCUGAUAAUCCAAAAGGACGAUUUGUGAUGGUGAUCCCACCUCCAAAUGUCACUGGCACCCUGCACCUUGGACAUGCCCUCACCUCGGCCGUCGAGGAUGCUGUAACCCGGUGGAAUCGAAUGAAGGGGCGUACCACUCUUUGGAACCCUGGCUGUGACCAUGCCGGCAUUGCCACCCAAGUGGUUGUGGAGAAAAAGCUUUGGCGGGAGGAGGGCAAGACACGCCAUGACAUUGGCCGCGAGGCCUUCGUGCAGGAGGUCUGGAAGUGGAAGGAAGAGAAAGGAGACCGCAUCUACGAGCAGCUGCGCAUGAUGGGCUGCUCAGUUGACUUCGACCGUGCAACAUUUACCAUGGACCCUAAAAUGUGCAAGGCAGUGAUGGAAGCAUUUGUGCACCUGCAUGAUGAAGGACUUAUCUACCGCUGCUGCCGACUCAUCAACUGGUCCUGUACCCUUCGCUCAGCCAUCUCAGACAUUGAGGUUGAUAAAAAAGAGCUGCCUGGACGGACUCUUCUUCCUGUGCCAGGUUAUAAGGAGAAAGUGGAGUUUGGCGUGCUCGUCUCUUUUGCUUACCCAGUGAUGGAUUCAGAUAAGGAAGUGGUGGUGGCCACGACACGUAUUGAGACCAUGCUGGGCGACACUGCCGUGGCUGUACAUCCAGAUGACCCCCGGUACUUUGAUCUUCAUGGCAAAAGCGUGGUGCAUCCGUUCUGCAACAGAAUUAUCCCCAUUGUGACUGAUAAGUUUGUUGACAUGCAGUUUGGCACAGGCGCUGUGAAGAUCACCCCAGCACAUGACCACAAUGACUAUGAGGUUGCCAUGCGCCUUGAGCUUCCUUUCAUCACAGUAAUUGAAGACGAUGGUACCAUCUCGCCAGGCUGUGGAGAAUUUUCUGGAAUGAAGCGGUUUGAAGCCCGCAAGGCUGUCUUGGAGGCCCUGAAGAAAAAGGGGCUCUACCGAGGCACCAAGGACAACCCCAUGGUUGUGCCCGUUUGCAGCCGGUCGAAGGACAUUGUGGAGCCUCUGCCAAAGGCCCAGUGGUUUGUGAAUCUUUCCAAGAUGGCUGCCGAGGCUGUCAAGGAUGUAAGGGAAGGCAACUUGAAGCUGAUCCCGGACCACCACAUCAAAAUCUGGAACUACUUUCUUGAGAACAUUCGGGAUUGGUGUAUUUCACGGCAACUUUGGUGGGGACACCGGAUUCCAGCGUACUUUAUCAGUGUUGAAGGAGAGGGCAUCGAGCCUGGAGCUGAGUCUGACAAUGAUCACUGGGUCAGUGGACGCACUGUAGAUGAGGCAGCAGAGAAAGCUGCCAAAAGAUUUAAUGUGCCCAAGAGCAAGAUCGUCCUGAAGCAAGAUGAAGAUGUCUUGGAUACAUGGUUCUCCUCUGGCUUGUUCCCCUUCUCCAUCUUUGGGUGGCCAGAUGAGACUGUUGAUUUGAAGGCCUUCUACCCGGGCACAUUACUGGAGACAGGCCAUGACAUUCUGUUCUUUUGGGUGGCUAAGAUGGUCAUGCUGUGCACGAAGCUCAUGGGCAAGCUCCCUUUCACAGAGGUGCUACUCCACUCUAUUGUGCGUGAUGCCCAUGGUCGCAAGAUGAGCAAGUCACUAGGAAAUGUGAUUGACCCCAUCGAUGUCAUCCAGGGUAUCUCUCUGGAGGACCUGAAUCAGAAGCUUCACAACUCAAACCUGGAUCCAGCUGAGAUUGAGCGGGCCAAGCAAGGCCAGAAGGCUGACUACCCACGAGGCAUCCCAGAGUGCGGCACUGAUGCCAUGCGCUUUGCCCUCUGUGCCUACAUGUCCCAGGGUCGUGACAUCAAUCUGGACAUCAACCGUGUGGAAGGCUACCGGCACUUCUGUAACAAGAUCUGGAAUGCCACACGAUUUGCACUCAUGUCCCUUGGUGAUGCCUUCAGGCCAGAGGCCACUGCCCCGACCCCCAAGGAAGGUGCGCUUAUGGACAGAUGGAUCCUGUCCCGGUUGUCUGCCGCCACAGAGUUGUGCAACCGAGGAUUUGAGUCCUAUGACUUCCCACAGAUCACCACUGCCAUCUACAACUUCUGGCUUUACGAGCUAUGCGACGUCUACCUGGAAUCUCUGAAGCCAGUGUUUCAAGGAAAUGAUGCAGAGGCCAAGCGUCUUUCAUCCGAAGUUUUGGUGACCUGCCUACAUGCAGGCCUGCGGUUGUUGCACCCAUUCAUGCCUUUCUUGACAGAAGAGCUGUACCAGCGGCUUCCCCACAGGCCUCGUGCUGACCUUGCACCCAGCAUCUGUGUCGACGCCUACCCCGAAGUGGACGAGUUUCCAGCAAGGAAUGAGUCCUUGGAGAAGGAAGUGAACUUCAUGCAGGACCUUGUGCACAAAGUGCGGUCCCUACGUGCUGACUACAACCUCACCAAGGCCAAGGUUCACUUGUAUGUGCAGUGCAGUAGUCCCAGCAACCGGCAGACAGUGCACUCGCUAGCAGUGGUGAUUGCUGCGCUCACCUCUUCAUCGGAAGUGGAGCUCCUCGCUGAAGGCGCUGCCGUUCCUGUUGGGUGUGCCGUGACUACAAUCUCGGACACGUGUCAGGCAUACCUCAUGCUCAAGGGUGUUGUGGAUCCUGCAAAAGAGAUGGAGCGCCUGUCACAGAAGCAGGAGAAGCUCGAGACCCAACUAUCCAAGUUAAAGACAGCAAUGUCUGCUGCAGACUACAAUACAAAGGUGCCAGCUGAGGUUCAGGCCACAAACUUAGACAAGGUUCGCCAAAGUGAAGGGGAGUUGGCGAGGAUUGCUGAGACGAUACGUACAUUGAAGCUCAUGGACUAAACAUUCUCAUCAGCUGCCUACUAAGUUAAGAUGGAUGACUUUUUUAUGAAAAGUGGUUCUGGUUACAUUUUGUAUUUCCGCCCGGGAAGACUUGCUUUUACAGUGCUUAUUUAAAUAAAGCUUAAUGCUCCUGUUUUGCAA
Messenger RNA from Rhipicephalus sanguineus (brown dog tick), 3479 nucleotides. RefSeq names its product valine--tRNA ligase (gene ValRS). The coding region runs from base 183 to 3338 and encodes 1051 amino acids. Gene Ontology annotation, biological process: valyl-tRNA aminoacylation. The record is from RefSeq and is a predicted model, not a curated record. NCBI's taxonomy places the organism in Eukaryota, Metazoa, Arthropoda, Arachnida, Ixodida, Ixodidae. The transcript is spliced from 26 exons. Gene Ontology annotation, cellular component: cytosol. Gene Ontology annotation, molecular function: ATP binding; aminoacyl-tRNA deacylase activity; valine-tRNA ligase activity.